Messenger RNA from Symbiodinium pilosum, 1263 nucleotides. The record is from the annotation of a GenBank genome assembly. NCBI's taxonomy places the organism in Eukaryota, Dinophyceae, Suessiales, Symbiodiniaceae.
GUCACGGCCGCCAAGCUGCCAUGGCUCGCCCACAGAGGCGACAUCACCAAAGACGACCCCAAGAAGGUCGCGGCGACCAUCCGAGAGGCGGAUCCAAACAAGGAGUGCCUCGUGUUAUUCGGGGCGGCCCCGCCGUGCCAAGACUUCUCCCCGAUUGGAUCCGGGGAUGGCCGCCAGGGGGCAAGGGGGCGCCUCUUCUCCGUCUCCGCCGACUUCGUGCAGGCGAUCUUUGACGAGCUCUCGGGCUACAACACCGCCUCCAUAUUCGAGAACGUCCUCAUGAACUCGGCCGACGCGAAGACGGUGACCGAGAAGCUGGGAUAUCAGCCGGUGUUCGCCUGCGCGGGCGACUUCGGAUGGGAUGGCUUCCACCGCUUGCAGCUCAACACGCCCAGGAAGGCGGUCACCGACUUCUGCAUGGGCGGCUACAGCUUCCACGCUGAUGUGGCCGCGGGGCGCAAACACGUGCCAUGCACCACUACGCCAGCGCCGGCUGAAAAGGGGCGGCCGGCGCCUAAGUCCAGCAGAGGCCGAACGCCCAAAGACGCCCAGGAGCGCUGGUUGGCGGACAAGCGCCAGUACGCGCCUUGGCGCUACAAGCGCGAGGCGAUGCUCACCAGCCCCACGGGCGAAAUGUGCAUUCUGCCUGCCUUUGUCAAGGAGCAACUUCACGAAAUUUUCCUGGACUACACCUGGGCCAAGGCCAUGCGGAACCCGGCUCCACUGCCGGGAUGCUCCACCAUACAAUGGCUGGCGUCCAUUUGGCGUCAAGCCCUGACCUGGGGACCGCCGCCUCGAGAGGGCGACGACGCGCCCCUGCUGGGUCAUGCAGGAGCUCUCCGACGGGUCGACCAGGCGGUCAAGUCCAACAAAGUUGGCGAGCUUCUUCAACCAGCUCGGCCAACAGAGCGUGGCUGUGUUAUGGGCGGUGAGCUUCUGGCGCAAGUACGCCCAGUUGUGCGCCCGCAGCACGUCCAGGGACGUGGGCGUUUGGUACCGGCCAUCCUGGCGCGCAGGCCAGCCGGGUCUGGGCCUAAUGCGCCCUAUCAUGUCGAAGCCCUCGGUGAGGUCCGACUUGAUGCCGUCCAUGUCCGGGUAGCCCAGCUGGCCCAGGAGGUAGAGCAUGAGGGGCACCUGCGUGGGCGUGUCCAGGCGGUGGUGUGGUCCUUCGCCAUCAUCCAGGAAGAUGAGGCAGGCGAGGUGAAACUUCGAAGGGGGGAAGACUGGCGCAGGUCCCAUGACAACGCCACGGUGCAAGCCUGA